Mesocestoides corti is the source of this 525-nucleotide messenger RNA. The record is from the annotation of a GenBank genome assembly. NCBI's taxonomy places the organism in Eukaryota, Metazoa, Platyhelminthes, Cestoda, Cyclophyllidea, Mesocestoididae.
AUGGUGCGGGUUGCCGAUCGCGGUCUUGUCCCUGGUAUCGAUUGUUUGAGCCACCUCCUCGCUUAUCCUCGGCAGCCGCAAGAAUACGCGGCCACCAAUCUACAGAACUAUGGCGGCCAGGAACAGCAGGAUGCUCUGCUACUUUCCCGAAAGCGCACGGUCUCGAAUACUUCUGCAAUGACUUCUGCCUCAUCAAUGAAGCGCGGUCGCCGGCGCCAUGAGCCAACGAUUACCGCUGCUCAAGCCCUCAUAAACGCAACCACAAAUAGCGUGGGCCAGCUGUCUUAUGCACCAACCGAUGUGGCUACGAUGGUUGGUCUCAAAAAUGAGGACAGACCUGCACACCAACCUCUUCAGUUGACAGUGAGUGGUGGUGGGGGAGGAGGAGGAGGAGAUGCAACUGGGCGAAGGGUUUCAGUGGCACCAACCCAGGUUGCCCCCACCCCGAUGACAAUGGGGUACGAGUCGCAGUCGGCCAUGGAUCGGAAUGACGCUUUGCUAACAGCACCUGAUGAGGAAUUGUGC